UAAAACUUUCCCUUUCCCUCUUUUCCCUCUCUUCCCCGAAUCUCUCUCUCUCUCUCUCACUACUGUGUUGCUUCAACCAGGCCCGAACGGUCAUCGUCCCAUCGCCAGAGCCGUACAUGCGCCAGCCAAGUCGAACCACUGGCCCUCGAAACGUUGACCCCCGCGAGCUCACCAUGGUACGCGCCGCCCAGGGCUGUCAACCAACAGUCCGAAGCCGUCCGCCUCCUACACUUUCUGGCAAGAUUCCGACUACCUCGGGCCUCCCCAAGCCUAACCAGCAUCACCACCAUACUCCUCGUGGUCUAAGCUCCAAAACCCACCCAAGGAUCGGCCUCACUAGUGGUCGAAAAAAUAAAGGGUAUUAGUCGGAAUCCAUGGAGGUCCGAAUCUUGUAGUGGAACCACCGCCGUUGUCACCAUUAGGCAGGUAAACAAAGCUUCAAAUUUCAAACUAGAUGUGUGUAAGUAUAUAUAUAUGUGUGUGUGUGUGCAUGCAGGAUUUUUGCAGACUUCCAGAAAUGUUUUCAUCCUGAUUCUCUAAUCUAUAUACCAAUUCCAACAUUGUCCAACCAUCAUAACAUUUGGAGAGAUGCCCAUGGUCCUUAGAGGACUUUCCAUUACUAUCACCCAGAAUCUAAGGGGUUAGAUUUUGCUGGACUGAUGGAUGACAUUAAGGUAAGUUAAUGUACCUUCUCAAAAAUAAUUAUUAAGCUUUAUACACAAAUUUCAAUCAGCCAAAUUUGUUUACUCUAAUCUAAUGCACAACCUGCCAAACCUACUUUUAAUGUCUAUAGUCAUAACUGAAAAAACGAAUUGCACUACAUCACAAUCACAAAUAUUUUAGGCGUGGUUUGAUUUUGUUUCUCUACACCAGCACAAAUUAGCAGAUACUUCUUUUAACUAUGGACGGUAGAAGUAUCAUCUAUAUAUAUAUAUAUAUAUUAAAUAUAUGUAUGUAGGAAGCUAGUAUAUUUUGGUGUAUGAUUACUCAUCAUAAUUAAAGUAUCCAAUUAUUAUUGGUUAAUAUUCCUUUUUGGUGAAUGAUGUAUCUAUCUAUCUAUCUAUCUGGUUCUUGUAUAUAGAAAAUAAAUGAUAUAGAAAAAGUAACAAGGUAGUCAGAUCAGAUCGUUGUCGUUGGAGAAAUAAAGGCGCACAUUGAUGAGGGGAGAGCACAUAUAUCAUAUCUGUCCCUGAUGUUACCUACCAUCGUCUCACUCCCAAAGACCAAUUCAUGGUUCUCUCCACUGAUGGGGUAAUUAAGAACUAAGAACUUAUAUUGAUAUUCUUAGAUAUGUUGGAUUUUAUAAACUGUUUCUGAUUGGUGUGUAAAUGAUGAAUAGGUUUGGGAUGUGUUGAUGAAUGGUCUGUGAUUUGCCUCUUCUUUCAGAAUUAACAUUAUCCUAGAUUGUAGACUUGAGAUGUUUUUGUUGCACCGUUAUUUGUUUCAAUCAAAAUAAUGGGCAUGCUUGCCUCUGUCUAUGCUUUGCUUUCUCUUUUGUUUCAACCAAUGGUUAGAAACUUGUCUUUGUUUAUUAACAGGAAAUAUUAAUAAAAGUUCUUCCUUAUAAACCUUUAUAGGGAACCAGCGGCCCCACACAUUACCAUGUCUUGUUUGAUGAGAACAAGUUCAAUGCUGAUGCCUUGCAAGUUCUCACGAACAAUCUCUGCUACACGAAAAUACUAUUCAUUUUCAUUUUUUGUUCUCCAAUUUCAACAUUCUAUUGUGAACUAUUUUUGUUGUUCCUGUUCUUGACCUGAAUUUGGUUUUUCAGGUAUGCGUUGUGUUGCACUAUCCUAAGCGCUACGAUGAAUCGCUUUGACUAUAGGGGAGGUGACAACCACACGAAUUCCGAUACGUCCAUCCCGCAGUCGAUCGAGACCCCGCAAAGCAGCGACUCCUCAUCAAAGUCUCCCACCAGUCGCACUCCUGAGGAUCGCCUCCGCCGCUUUAAGCAGAUCCUUCACCGUUCAGCAUUGUACUUUCUUCACGAAGAGCAGUUUCUUCAUCAAGUUGAACAAUCGACAAUGAGGGUGAAGAAGUCCAAUAGACUCCCCCAGGACCAGGAUCCUCAAGUUGCUCGCAGAGCGGUGCAAAAAGUGGUGGAACGCAGUGAGGUCCACACUGCAGCUUCUUCGAGACCACCCCGCCAGGUGCCAAAAUCAAGUAAGACUCGGAGACAAACCUCCCAGAAUUUCGCUACCGAGGUCCAGCACCUGGCCGUCCAAAAACCAAGGAAGGAAGGAGAAGAAACACCUUCCUGGUUUACCGCCAAGCCUACAAAACUCAACCCCGGGAUGUUCGACAAACACAUCCAAGCCUUGGGUUUGAGAGGGGUGAAUGUGAUAUUUCCGCACCCUCACCAGAGAGCCAACAGGCCCAGCAGACCAUACUGUGCCUGGUCCAGGCACCAUAUCUUCGCAGGAGCGACCAUCCCGCUACACCCUUUCUUCCGGUCAGUAGUGGAUUACUUCAACGUCUCUCCCUUCCAGAUCGCUCCGAAUGGGAUUCAGGCGUUGUCUGCGCUGUACAUUCUCUACUAUGUGCAAGGCUGGGAUGAGCCCACUCCUCACGAGAUACAUUACUUGUUCGACUUCAGGACCAACCCAAGCCAUAAGAACACAGGUUUUUUCCACCUCUUUCACAGGCAAAAGGGGGUUAAAUACCUUUGUGGCAUCGCUCACAAGUCGAACCCUGGGAAAUACUAUACAGAGUAUUUUCUCACAUCAGACAUCAAAGCCAACAACUUGGUUUUUACACAUGCGGGUCCAUUCGAUCAACCCUUGCCCACUCAAGAGAUGUUCAAGCGAGCAGAGGAGUUGGCUAACAUGUGUAUCGAGGAGAAGGACGUGAAAAAUUUGGUUACUGUGGACAACCUUCAGAUGGUGGGCCUACUACCAUGUAACCAAAACAUCACAGUGGAGAGUACCAUUGAGGAGAAUAACGCGACUGAUCAGUCCAACGCCGACACUGAGGUGGUGACUGACCAGUUUUCUCCUGGACCAUCUCCUCACUCCUGUAGACCAGGCGAUCUCGUCAUUAGGGAGCCUCAGCCAGAGUAUCAGUGCCGAUCUGCUAUUCCUGCCCAGUCCGAGAAGGGAAAGGCCAUCCAGCCUGAGAGGGACCUGAGCUCAUCAUCCGACGACGAGGACGACUUCCUCGAUCAGAUCCUCAACUCAAGUCUAGUAGUCAUAAUCCAGAGAUGUUUAGGCAUUACAACGCCCCUCCUGCCCCGAAGAGGAAGUUUGGAGAAGGAAGUGUCUCCACUCCCCCGAGCAAGGUCCCGAGGACAGUACCGCCUAGCCAAGGGAGACAACCCGAGGAGUUAGUUAAAAUCCCGCAGUUGACCCUUUCCUCGCUUCCUCCUUCAGCGAGCCUAACCCCCACUCGUCCGACCGGCCCGAGCGAGGCACUACGCAUUGCUAGUACCAUUGUGAGGGGAGCAGCUGAUCAGACUCUCCACGACGCUUCAACGAUUCAAAGCUUUGAAUCCUUCCCUCGACUUAAUGUUGAUGUUGUCUUACAGAGAGGGAUUGCUCAGUUGGUGAAUACGCUCAUGACCAUCAGUCAUGCUCAGCACCGAGCAGUAGACUACAAGGAGUUGAUCAAGGUCUUAAAUGAUCAACUAGUGGAGGCUUAAGCUAAGGUGGAUGCUCUUCAAUCCAAGUUGGAGCGGUCAGAGAAGACUGUGGUUGAGCGAGAGGAGUCUCUUAAGGGGUUGGCUGAUGGGAAUGACAAACUAACCCAAGCCAACAAGUCACUGACUGAUCGGCUAGACAAACUGACUUGUGAGAACGAGGGGUUAGCUCGCGAGAACGAGGGACUAAUUCGCGAGAAUGAGGAGCUGAAGCAGGAGAAGGAAGCUGAUCUGACUCGCUACGAGGAGAUCUGCUUCAACUGUUUUUAUCAGGUGUGGAAGCUAAACAAGCCUCUCAACCUCGACUUUCUCACCGAAGAGAUUAAGGCAGAGGAGCUUGCUAAAUGUGAGGCCAGGGCUGCUGAGGAAGCUACUAAUCCUGCCGGUGCCACAUCUACUUCUCCCACGCUGUCAUUCCGACUGGAAGGAGCAGCUGAAGCUAAAGAAGGGGUUGACCAGCCUGCCAGAGCCAACCAGUGACCCCUCAUCUGACCAGAGAAGCCUUUGCCUAACCAGACAAGUUGUUAUCCUACCAGCCCUCUAUCAUACUUUGUUUUGUGUUUUGUAAUACACUGUUGCUCGUAUGAUCGAGCUGUUUGGCAUUUGUACUUUACUUUUCUUUUUUUUGCUAACUUGAAACAUUAAGUCUUUUUAUACUUAAAACAUUACAAGUUUAUUGUGAAUAGCAAAGUCACCCUGAUAUAU
Molecule: messenger RNA, 4339 nt
Organism: Humulus lupulus (European hop)
Lineage: Eukaryota; Viridiplantae; Streptophyta; Magnoliopsida; Rosales; Cannabaceae
Exons: 5
Coding region: 1806-3326 (506 amino acids)
Source: RefSeq, a predicted model, not a curated record